CUAGCGCUAGCUAGGCAGCUAGCUAGCUGUCUGUGGUGUGGCAUUCACCAUCAUCUGAUAAUACAGACUGUGUGUUCUUAAUUUUCAUCUCUGUUAUAUUUGUUUACUUUUGUUGAUCAUCUUCGAUACUUCUCGUUUUUCGUGACAAACGUUGUCAUGGGAAGCUGACUUUUGCAAGACAGCUAGCUAGAUUGCUAAAUGUAGCUAGCUAGCUACAUAAUUGACUGGACUGCCUCCGGGACACAUCGAGUUGUUUACGUAUAGCUAGCUAGCUAACAUACCUAACCUAUCUAGCUCUUUAACAAGGUAACUUUCGCAAGGUUAGAUUCCGAAAUAUAAUGUAAUGAAAAUGUAAUGGAUAUUGUCGUUAUUUUCUAUGAAUUGGCGCGUUCAAUUAGUUAUCAGAUUCUUCAAAUUUCGACACAUGUGGUCGGUCCGAUCAAGCUAACAACAUAAAUUGGUGAGCCAAGCCAAGAUGGAGAAACCGCCUUUCAAACAGACUCAAGUUUGUGGAUCUUGGGUGAUGAAGGAAAGACUAGGAACAGGAGGCUUUGGUCAUGUCUACCUAUAUCAACAUCAGGAAACCUCUGAGAAAAUUGCAGUGAAACUCUGUCGGCUAGAGCUCAAUGCAAAGAAUAAAGACAGAUGGAGUCGAGAAAUUCAGAUCAUGAAAAAACUUAACCACAUCAAUGUGGUGACAGCAAGAGAUGUGCCUGAAGAGAUGAAGCACAUUGCUUUGAAUGACUUACCACUUUUAGCUAUGGAAUACUGUUCUAGGGGAGACCUUCGUAAGUUGUUAAGCAAACCUGAAAAUUGCUGUGGGUUAAAAGAAAGCGAUGUGCUGUCCUUACUCAAUGAUGUUGGUUCAGGAAUUCAGUAUCUCCAUGCAAACAAAAUCAUUCACAGAGACUUAAAACCAGAGAAUAUUGUACUUCAAGACAUCAAUGGAAAGCUGGUCCACAAGAUUAUAGACCUGGGUUAUGCCAAAGAUUUGGAUCAAGGGAGUCUUUGCACAUCAUUUGUGGGCACUCUGCAGUAUCUGGCCCCAGAGCUGUUUGAGAGCAAGCCAUACACAGUCACUGUGGACUAUUGGAGUUUUGGCACAAUGAUCUUUGAGUGUAGCUGUGGUUUUCGUCCAUUUCUACACAACCUGCAGCCUGUACAGUGGACGAGCAAAGUGCGUAACAAGGGCCCAAAAGACAUCAUGGCUGUUGAGGAUAUGAAUGGAGAAGUUCGAUUUUCAACCCACCUUCCUUACCCCAAUAAUCUUAGCAGAACUUUGCUGGAGCCCUUGGAGACUUUGCUACAGUUGAUGCUGAAGUGGGACCCAGUUCAGAGGGGAGGGGGAGUGAACCCUGACACUAAACAGCCACAGUGCUUUGGACUUCUUGAUCAGAUACUCAGAAUGAAGGUUGUGCACAUCCUGAACAUGACCACGACUCAGGUUCACUCUUUCCUGUUGAGCCCUGAGGAGGGCCUCCUCUCCCUUCAGCAGAGGAUUGAGGCUGAGACAAAAAUUGAGCACCUGAAUCAAGAGCUUCUCCAGGAGACAGGUGUGAUGUUGGACCCGAGGAAGCCUGCAGCACAGUGUGUCCUGGAUGGAGUUAGAGGAUGGGACAGCUACAUAGUGUAUCUGUUUGAUAAGAGCCUGACCAAGUACUCUGGACCCUUUACUGCCAGGCCACUUCCAGAGAGUGUCAAUUUCAUUGUACGUGAGACGAAGACUCAGCUCCCCCUGAGUGCCCUGAAGAAGGUUUGGGGUGAGGCGGUGAGCUAUGUCUGUGGUCUUCGAGAGGACUACAGCCGCCUUUUCCAAGGCCAAAGAGCUGCCAUGUUGAGCCUUCUUCGAUACAACACCAACCUCACUAGAUACAAGAAUCUGAUGUUUUCAUGUUCUCAGCAAUUGAAAGCCAAGCUCGAUUUCUUUAAAAGUAGCAUUCAGUAUGAUCUGGAGAAGUACAGUGAUCAGAUGCAGUAUGGCAUAUGUAAGUUCUCCUCUGAAAAGAUGCUAAAAGCUUGGCAGGACAAUGAAGAGAAAGCUGCUGCAUUUGGACAGGUUGCAGAAAUUGGUCAUCUAGAUGAGGAGAUUAUGGCCUUGCACUCAGAGAUUGUUGAGCUUCAACGGAGUCCUUAUGCCAGGCGCCAAGGAGACGUCAUGGAGCAGCUUGAGGAGAAAGCUGUUGAGCUCUACAAACAACUGAAGGCAAAAUGCAAAAUGAAUGACCCUCAGCAUGGCUACAGUGACAGCUCUGAGAUGGUGAAGGUCAUUGUUCAGACUGUACAGAAUCAGGACAAAGUACUGAAGGAUCUCUAUGCACAUCUCAGUAAAAUUCUGCUGAGCAAACAGAAGAUAAUUGACUUGUUUCCCAAGAUAGAGAAAACCCUAGACAACAUUAAAGAGGCAGACAACACUGUCAUGCAGAUGCAGAUGAAGCGUCAGAGGGAGUUCUGGCACUUACUGAAGAUUGCCUGUGCACAGAACACCACACGCAGCCACAGCACAGAGAUGUCCUCUUCCCUGUCAGCUUGGUCCCAUCCUCAGCCCUCUUGCUCACCACGCCUGCCAAUGUCCCUGCAGGUCCAGCAGGAUGGUGAAACAGUCAGCCAUCUACUGGAAGAGAACCAGAAGUACUUAAGCCAGCUCACGAGUCUUCUGCAGGAGACAACGGAGGAAAAACCAGAGGAUCAAGACUGGAGCUGGACUAGAUAUGAAUCCCUGAUUGCAAAAUCACAACGUUUAUAGAUUAUGAUAAUGACCUGUAAUAAAUGGUUACUCUCUGCAGUACUAUUCAUAAGCUUCACAUGAUUGGGUUACUGUUGGCAUAUAUGGUUUUUCACUCUUGUAACCUGUUGAAAAUACCUGUUUUGCGGUGUUGUGUAUCAUAAUUCCAUUUAUGUCAUGAUGAUGUAUUUUUAAUGUUUGAAAUACCACCCAUUGCAAGCAAAGCCUAUACAUACUGUUUAAAUUCACAGGUAUUUAUUUAUUGUUGUAGGCCAACUUAAUCUAUUCUGUAUGGGCUGAUUGUAUUUGAGGUUUUAGCUGUCUUAUUUGGAUUUGAUUUACAUAGAUCAUCAGAUGCACUUUAGAGGCUCACUGUGAAUGUUUGGAGUGGGUUUAAUACCCAGAGAUUUUACUCUGUUGAAAGUUACUUGGCUUGUAAAAUUCAGAGUCAGGGUGGUAUCCUGUUAUUAUAAACCAUAUAAACCUUCAAGAAAGGCUCCCUUGCUAAUAGACUAAUAAAUCAAGAAAAAAGUUAAGCAACUCAUAUUAGAAACACAACACACACAGGUUUAAUUUUACAAUAUGGCAUAUACAUGAUUCUGAUUAGAAAGAAAUCUUUCUUCUGUUUUUCAAUUAAUCAGAACCUGCACUUGUCCAUAAAAAUAAUCCUGUGGCUGAUGAUUUGUCAUGGUUGUGUUGGUUGUAGAGGAGUGGGAAACCAAAGGUGCUAAUUUUUUUUUUCUUUUUCUUAAAUGAAGUGUCAUAGAGUCAUCAGUGCAAUGCCAGGCCUGAAGGAGGGCCUGAUCAUUAUGAAUUUGGGGAAAUAAGCAUGAUAAAGAUUUGUUGUUAUGUGGAAAAUCACAUUGUCAUUCGUCAUUGGUUUUCUGUUUGCCCAAAGAUAAUCAGCUCUACACAGAAGGUUGGUAGUCAGUACAAAGGACACACAAAUUUGUUAUAUUAUUUUCAUCUAAUGUUUUAAACAAAAAUAAAGGUAUUUAGUGUUCUCCA
This is a messenger RNA of Electrophorus electricus (electric eel), 3730 nucleotides long. It is a transcript of the gene chuk, whose product is annotated as component of inhibitor of nuclear factor kappa B kinase complex. Gene Ontology annotation, biological process: tumor necrosis factor-mediated signaling pathway; peptidyl-serine phosphorylation; positive regulation of transcription by RNA polymerase II. Gene Ontology annotation, cellular component: IkappaB kinase complex; cytoplasm. The record is from RefSeq and is a predicted model, not a curated record. Gene Ontology annotation, molecular function: ATP binding; IkappaB kinase activity. Lineage: Eukaryota; Metazoa; Chordata; Actinopteri; Gymnotiformes; Gymnotidae.